AUGACGUCGAACGAGUACCAGAAGCUAGAGAUAAAGAAGUUCCCUCGAUUAUCGACUCGAAAGAGUGCCGAUACUCGCUUCUGGAGACGCUUCAAAAUCCCUAUCACAAUCAAAGAAUACGCAGCUAUAACCGAUGUACAUUUCUCAUCUGCGGCCCCAUACGACUUUGCAGUGACUAGUUCCACUCGAGUGCAAGUAUAUAGCUCUGUAACAAAUGCCGUGAAGAAAACCAUUUCGAGGUUUAAAGAGACUGCGUACGGUGGAACUAUACGGAAUGAUGGAAGGGUUUUCGUUGCGGGUGAUGCUUCUGGGCUAGUUCAGCUAUUUGAUCUGAACAGUCGGGCCAUUCUAAGAAGUUUCAGAGGUCACAAUGGUCCCGUUCACGUUUCCAAGUUUUCACCACUGAAUACCCACAUCCUGACUGCCUCUGACGAUCGGACUGUCAGAUAUUGGGACAUAUCGACGGAAGCUGUUGACUAUGUGAGAAGCGCUGCUGUCUGUGAAGACAAUCCAAACUUGGUGAUAUCAGGAUCAUAUGAUCAUGUCGUGAAACUGUGGGAUAUUCGUGAAAACAAGUGUGUAUUGACACUCGACCACGGUUACCCUGUCGAAUGUGUACUGCCAUUCAAGAAUGGAGGAUUGGUUGCGUCUGCUGGUGGCGACAAGAUCAAAAUAUGGGAUAUAAUGUCUGGAGGACGCCCAGUGCAAACAAUAUCAAACUCCCAAAAGGCCGUAACGUGUCUCACAUUCGAUGGAACAUCCACCAGACUGUUGUCUGGUUCGUUGGAUCAUCAUGUCAAGGUAUAUAAUCUACAGGAUUAUAAGGUUGUGCAUAGUAUCAAGUAUCCUGCUCCUAUUCUUUCCAUUGGUUUAUCGCCUGAUGACACUCGUUUGGUCGUUGGAAUGAAUAACGGAAUGCUAUCCAUACGACAACGUGUAGUCAAGACUCAAAGCGCAACGUCGAGACCAUUGAGGUAUAAAGGUGGUACUAUGGCUUACUUUGAACGCGGUGCCAAGACGUCAAAACCAGAAUCGACUGAUUUAUUGGUCGAACCACAACGUUAUCGUGGGUUGAAACCGUAUGAUCGUUACCUGAGAAAGUUCCAAUAUUCGAAUGCUUUGGAUGCUGCAUUGGCCAAAGACGUUGAUGCCAUAGUGGUAGUCAGUCUAUUAGACGAACUGAUGCUACGAGAUGGUUUGAUAAUAGCAUUAUCUGCUCGAGAUGAAAAGUCAUUGCAACCUGUACUUCGAUUUCUAUACCGACAUAUUUUGAAUCCUCGAUAUUCAGCCUUUUUGAUUGACGUGACGAAUAUUGUGCUAGAUCUUUAUGGAAAUGUGAUAUAUCUAUCACCAAUGAUAAGCAAGAUGAUGUCCCGAUUACGAAAAGCUGUCAAUGAUGAACUGGUGGCUCAACAAGCACUGUACAAGUUACAAGGUCUGAUGAAUAUGAUACUUGCUGCUUCGGAGAGGUGA
Messenger RNA from Synchytrium microbalum, 1473 nucleotides. RefSeq lists its product as uncharacterized. Gene Ontology annotation, cellular component: nucleolus. Gene Ontology annotation, biological process: positive regulation of transcription by RNA polymerase I; rRNA processing. The transcript is spliced from 11 exons. The record is from RefSeq and is a predicted model, not a curated record. Lineage: Eukaryota; Fungi; Chytridiomycota; Chytridiomycetes; Synchytriales; Synchytriaceae. Gene Ontology annotation, molecular function: protein binding. The coding region runs from base 1 to 1473 and encodes 490 amino acids.